GUGCGCGCGCUGCCCGCCGAGCAGCUGGCGCGGUGCUGGCUGGAGCUGGCAGCGGCGCCCGGGCUGAACCCCUCGCAGCGGGAGGCCAUCGAGGCAGCCUUCACCAGGCGCUGCACCCUCGUCCAGGGUCCGCCAGGCACGGGCAAGACCACCACGGCCGUGCACGUGCUGAAGGCUUGGGUGGGCCUCGGCGUCAACCGCUGCUCGCGACCGCCGAGGGCAAUGCCGCUGGACAACAUUGCCGAGGGCCUGGCGAAGCUCGGCGUCAAGGUGGUGCGCGUCGGAAGGCCCGAGAGGAUCCGGGGAGACCUCGAGAGGCUGACCAUGGACGCGCAGCUGAAGGAACGCAGGGCCCGCGCGGAGGCGGCGCAGAGAGCCCGCGACGAGGCCGACAGGGCCAGCGCGCACCAUUCUCGCCUGCAGCACCUGGAGGCGAUGCCGGUGGCCGCUGUCCGGAGAGAGGCGGAGCAGCUCGGCGUCGACCUGUCCCUGCCCGCCCUGGCACACCGCGAGGAGGCCCCGCCGGAGGCGCUCGCCGCGCCGCCGCCCGACGCCGGCGGCGGUGCAGAGGAGGCCACCGGGCAGCGCCCUGCCGCGUCGCCGGACUCCGCCGCCGCGGGCGCAGAGGAGGCCACCGCGCAGCGCGCUCCGACGGCGCUGGACGCGGUCCUCGGGGCCAUCGCGGCCGCGCAGGAGGCGCGGCAGGGCGCCGAGGAGGCCAAGGCACGGGCCGCCAAGUCACCGGAGGCCAGGGAGGCGGACGACCGGGCCAGCAGGCGCAGGCUGAGGGAGCAGGAGCAGGAGUUCCAGAUGGAGGUGCUGGGGGACGCCGACGUCAUCUGCACGCAGAUGAUCAGCGCCGGUAGCCCGCUGUUUCUGCGGCUGGGGGAGUUCCAGGGGAUCCUCGUGGACGAGGUGGCGCAGGCCACCGAGGUGUCCACCAUCGUUCCCCUCGUCCAGCGGGGCUGUGAGCGCUUGGUGCUGACGGGGGACCACUCCAGCUGCCCCCCACGGUGCAGUCCCGGGAGGCGGAGAGGCGCGGGCUGA
Molecule: messenger RNA, 1047 nt
Organism: Prorocentrum cordatum
Lineage: Eukaryota; Dinophyceae; Prorocentrales; Prorocentraceae
Source: the annotation of a GenBank genome assembly